Molecule: messenger RNA, 2572 nt
Organism: Effrenium voratum
Lineage: Eukaryota; Dinophyceae; Suessiales; Symbiodiniaceae
Source: the annotation of a GenBank genome assembly
AGGAUUCUGGCGCCGUGUACCCUUUGCACUCGGUGGAGGGCCAGAUGCGGCUGGCCGGGGACCUCUCCUUCCACCUCCGGGACUACGAGGCUGCUUUGGGCUACUACCGCAAUGUGGUCAGCGACUUCAAGCAGGACAAGAGUUGGAAGCACGCCGCCGGCGCCUAUGAGAUGUGGGGACUGUGCACCUACAUCACCAACGGGGCGCGGAGCGAGUGGAACCGGUGCAUGGAGAGCGCCUAUGAGCACUACCUGCAAGCCUCCUCCAGUCGCUUGGCCAUGCGCGCGUUGGUGCUGCACCAGGCCAUGGUCUGCGAUCUGCGAGACGCCGCUCUGCGGCUGAUGAAGGUGAACGGCGACUUGCCGGACAACAACCUCCGCAACGCGCUGAUCCUGGAGCAGGCCGGGCAGCUCUAUCACGCCAGCGGCUCACCGAGGAAGGGUGCCUUUCACCUGGUGCUGGCAGGGCACACCUACAACAAGCUGGGCUUCAAAAGGCUGGCGCUCUUCACCUACCAGGCUGUUGUGGAUCUCUACCUGGGCAAGGGCUGGUUUCACAUCACCGACCACUUUCUCUUUACCAUGGCGCGCCAGACCUUCAGUCUUGGCCUGAAAGACGAGUCCUUGACGCACUUCCUGCAGCUGCUCAACUCCUUUUCGGAUGCGGACAAGAAGGUGGGCAUCCAGGCGGAGAGGGAGAACACCUACAUCAAGGAGUUCCUUUUCGUCAUCAAGGACUGGGUGAAGAAGUGCUGCUCGGAGGGGGAGGUGAAGAGCAUCGACUUGCAGAUCCCCUGCCUCCAUCCAGAAGUGCGGGUCGUGCUGGUGGACGAUGUGCCCAGGGAGGCCGCAGAAGUGGUCGAGGCCCCGAUGCCCUGGGAUACGCUGGGAGAGAAGGUGCUGCCUGGUAUCGGUCUCGAGGACAAGCAGGAGCUGCAAUGGCGGCAGAGGUCGGAUGUGCGCAUUUUCGACUCCCUGCGGCGGGUCACUACCGUGGGUGCGGAGGUUGUGGUGGAGCUGACCUUGACGAACCCCAUGCGGGUGCAGUGGGAGAUGAGGGCUGUGAGCCUCACAGGAGAACUGGAGACGUCUGAGGACGGUGACGCUUCUUGCGUGGACUUCGCCCCGCAGGACGUGACUUUGGGCCCCCUGGAGCAAGCCAAGCUGCGCCUCACCGCGGUGCCGCGGCGGGAGGGCUUGCUGCAGCUGCGCUCGGUGAAGUGGAACCUCUUUGACUGCGAUCAGGUGGUGUGCGAGCGGCCCCUGCAGCUGAAGGGCCGGCGCUUGCGGGCCACGCUGGAGCAGCGGGCCUCCCGCAGCGGCGUCUACAGCACGGACUUGCGGCUCCAGGUGAAGGUGCGUGCCCGGAAGCCUCGCCUUGCUGCGCGCCUGGAAGGCUGGCCCGACAAGGGCAACGGACACCCACAGCUGCUACAAGGCCAGCUGCACAGAUGCAGCCUUGUCCUCAACGCGGAUGCGGACUGCCCGUUGUCCUUUGUGCAGGUGGCAACGUCCCACCCCAACUUCGUAGCCUUCGAGCCGGAGCACAACAGCGACGUGGUGCUUCGACCGGAGGGCCUCCGCCUAUCGAAGCUCUCCGGGGAGCUGCGGAUCCCAGUGCUGGUCUCCGUGGACCUCUGCGGCCUGCACCAGCUGCGGCUGCUGGUGCUGGCAGAGGCCCAGGGCGGCGGGCCCGACGGGCCCAAGAGCGAGCGUCAGUGGAUCACACUGGAGGAGAGCCUCCUGGUGGAGCCAGCUUUGUCCAUGACUGCCCGGCCCAGUCCCUCCUACAGCGCUGAAGGCCGCAUCGUGUUCACCUGUCUGGUGGAGAACCGCGGCUCUCAGGACCUCGAGGUGGAUGGCAUGCAGUGCUUCUCCAAGGGCCUGCUGGAUCUCAGGAGUUGUGGACCAGGCCGUCAGCAGGUGUUGCAGCCGGGCCAAAGUGCCCAGCUGCUGUACUCGCUGCACCCCCAGGAGCCGGCGGCGGAGUGCAGCUCGGCCAGGUCGCGGAUGCUCCUGGCGAGCCGCCCGGCGGCGGCGCCGCCGAGCCGGCGGCGCGACGCCUCCCGUCGGGACGCCCCUUCGGUGGAUUUGGUGGCGCAGUGGCACUGCAGUGGGGUGGUCGGCGAGGCCUGCGCGCUGCAGGUGCCGCUGGAGCGCCCAGAGGCUCCCCCCUGCCCGCUGGACUUGCACCUGCUCGCGCCGGAGGUGGCGGAGGCGCCCGACACCAUGGUGCCGGUGACGGUCCGGAUCCGCAACGCGUCCUUGGCGGGGGCGGUGUCCUUCUACUUUGUGGCUGAAUCCACGGCGGACAUCGCCUGGGUCGGCUGCGAGCGGUCGGAGGUCAUCCGCCUGCCGCCCAAUACCAGCCACACGGCCACCGUACACGCGUACUUCACGCAACCGGGUGUGUACAACCUCAACCGCUUCCGCUUGUACGUGGUGGGCAUGCCCUCGGUCCCUUUGGACUCGUAGGCCCUCGGGCUCCGUGCCCGCCUCGGAGCAGGCGCCGCUGGCCUUUGCUGUGCCUUUUGAGCGGCUGCUACACGUCAGGUCCAGCAGCGAAGCGAUGC